Molecule: messenger RNA, 517 nt
Organism: Uranotaenia lowii
Lineage: Eukaryota; Metazoa; Arthropoda; Insecta; Diptera; Culicidae
Exons: 2
Coding region: 102-434 (110 amino acids)
Source: RefSeq, a predicted model, not a curated record
UUGAAAAAUUUGCUACAAACGAUGGAAUUAGCUGGUUCUUUCUGCUCGCGCUCCAUUCGAUUUCGCUUUUUAUUCUUUUGUGUGCACAUAAACCCGCAAAUAUGUUUAGUGAGAAUGCGCCGCUCCUACUUACUGCUUGCAGUUAUCAAAAAUCAGCAACUUCGACCUGUUCCGGACGUUGUUUGAAAUCUGUAGGAUUACAGGAUGACAAGCUGUUUCUCCCUAGAAAGGAAACCGAUUUGUUGUAUAUCACCCAGAUGGCGCUGGUUGGAGGUGUUUCCGCGAUAUGUGUGGAGAAUUUCCGACGCCGGUUGAAGGUAGUUUCGAGGCAUUUGCAAGAACUGGAAAACUUGCCGAUACUAGACAACUCCGGAACACAGCAACAUCCAAAUCCGUCGUGGUGUGUACGAUUAAAACUCAUCGGACAGUGUUAAAAAUAUCUAAGGAUGAAUAUUUAAAUGUUGUGAUACAAAAAUUUAAAGCAUGAUUAUAUAUUAUAAAUACAAUAUUUGUAAGA